GAGAUUGUAACACUGCCUUGUAACAGUCGAUAGGAUCCGGAUUUCUGAUUGCGCUGUCGUUUCGAUGUUGCGUUUGGCUGGCAACGACAAGGAUUUCUUUCCGCCCUCGGGAUCCGAUAUGGCGGCAACCUGCGGGACGCAGUUUUUGAACAAUUACUACGUCGACGAUGAUGAUGAGGAGGAGGAGUCGUCGACCGACGCACUGAUCGUGCUCUUGACUCAUCUUGAGCGAGUAAGGAUUUAAUGGGAGCCUGCAUCGCAUCCCAAAGGGUAGGUGCGCGAAAGAGCAUGAUCGUGAUCAUGAGAGAGCCCUAGUCGGGCUUUUCGUAGAACUGCUCUGAGACAUGGCUGUACUUUUGCUGUAUACGUGCCUUUUGGAACUCGACCAUCACACGGCUUUGCACAGAGGUUGGGUGGUUGCGACAGAGGUACAGUGGAGGAUUGCACUCUAUUCAGAUUGAGGUUUCCGCUACUGUGCAGGGAGGGUGUAUGUACCACCAAUCUCUGUGGGUGCUUAAGCAAGUCACGAGGUUUUGAAUUCCAUUUGCGCGCCCUUUAGCUACAACCCUUGGUCGAGAAUGACUUAUUUACACGACGAGUUUGGGCGUUCAGCUUUAACUUCACAAUACAAUCUAUACCAUCUUCAGAA
This is a messenger RNA of Marchantia polymorpha subsp. ruderalis, 649 nucleotides long. The record is from the annotation of a GenBank genome assembly. Lineage: Eukaryota; Viridiplantae; Streptophyta; Marchantiopsida; Marchantiales; Marchantiaceae.